ACUGCCUCCCCCUCCCGCCCUUUCUACCUCUGGGCGGGACCGGCGGGUGAUGAGAUACUCGGGCGGCGACAGUGGAAGGGGCGACGGCAACGGCACCUGCAAUCACAUCCACGACCGUGACCAUGGCCGAGAAUCACCCCCAGAAUAAAGCCAAGCUCAUCUCUGAGACCCGACGGAGGUUCGAAGCUGAGUAUAUAACAGAUAAGUCAGAUAAAUAUGAUCCACGUGAUGUUGAAAGGCUACAACAAGAUGAUAACUGGGUUGAAAGUUACUUACAUUGGAGACACGAUAGUGUAGAUGAAACACUGAAGAUGCUUGAUGAGAGUUUUCAAUGGAGAAAAGAAAUUUCUGUCAAUGACCUUAAUGAAUCCUCCAUUCCCAGAUGGUUAUUGGAAAUGGGUCUUAUUUAUCUCCAUGGUUAUGACAAAGAAGGUAACAAAUUGUUCUGGAUCAGGGUGAAGUAUCAUACAAAAGACCAGAAAACCAUACCGGACAAAAAAAAGCUCAUAGCAUUCUGGUUAGAACGUUAUGCUAAGAGAGAAAAUGGGAAACCUGUAACAGUGAUGUUUGACCUGUCAGAAACUGGAAUAAAUAGCAUCGUAAGCAUUUUUUCAUUCAUUCUAAAUCAUUGUACUAAGUCAUAUUCAAUGAAUUUUUUUCAUCUUUCAGCAAAAAUUGUGAUCUUUGAUAUGCCUUGGUUAAUGAACGCUGCUUUCAAAAUUGUGAAAACCUGGCUUGGUCCAGAAGCAGUAAGUUUGUUGAAGUUUACAAGCAAAAAUGAAGUCCAGGACUAUGUCAGUGUAGAAUACCUGCCUCCACAUAUGGGUGGAACUGAUCCUUUCAAGUAUAGCUAUCCACCACUAGUAGAUGACGACUUCCAGACACCAUUGUGUGAGAAUGGGCCUAUUACCAGUGAGGAUGAAACUUCAAGUAAAGAAGAUAUAGAAAGUGAUGGUAAAGAAACCUUGGAAACAGUUUCUAAUGAAGAACAAACAACUCUUAUUAAAAAGACUAACCCAACUGAAUCUACUUCAAAAACAGAAGAAAAUGAAAAAGUUGAUUCAAAAAUAAAAGCUUUCAAGAAACCAUUGAGUGUGUUUAAAGGACCCUUAUUACACAUCAGCCCAGCAGAAGAACUGUAUUUUGGAAGUACAGAAUCUGGAGAGAAGAAAACUUUAAUAGUGUUGACAAAUGUAACUAAAAAUAUAGUGGCAUUUAAGGUGAGAACAACUGCUCCAGAAAAAUACAGAGUCAAGCCAAGCAACAGCAGCUGUGACCCGGGUGCAUCAGUUGAUAUAGUUGUGUCUCCCCAUGGGGGUUUAACAGUCUCUGCCCAAGACCGUUUCCUGAUAAUGGCUGCAGAAAUGGAACAGUCAUCUGGCACAGGUCCAACAGAAUUGACUCAGUUUUGGAAAGAAGUUCCCAGAAACAAAGUGAUGGAGCAUAGGUUAAGAUGCCAUACUGUUGAGAACAGUAAGCCAAACACUCUUACGUUAAAAGACAAUGCUUUUAACAUGUCAGAUAAAACCAGUGAAGAUAUAUAUCUACAACUCAAUCGUUUACUAGAAAGCAAUAGGAAGCUUGAAGACCAAGUGCAGCACUGUAUCUGGUUCCAGCAGCUGCUGCUUUCCUUAACAGUGCUCUUGCUUGCUUUUGUCAUCUCUUUCUUCUAUUUGCUUUAGAGUUAAAGAAGUGGUACCUGCUAGGAAACACAGCUCCUUCAUCUAUUAGUUGGAAAAAGUAACAGACCCAAAACUUCUCCACCAAGCUACUAAAAGUAUUGCACAUCUGGGCUUCCUAAAAGGAAAUGUGCAGCACCUAUAGGGGAACACAUAUAUGUCUUGAAAAUAAACUGUUAGAAUAAAGAAAUGCUGGAGAAACUGA
This is a messenger RNA of Propithecus coquereli (Coquerel's sifaka), 1884 nucleotides long. RefSeq names its product motile sperm domain containing 2 (gene MOSPD2). The transcript is spliced from 14 exons. The record is from RefSeq and is a predicted model, not a curated record. Lineage: Eukaryota; Metazoa; Chordata; Mammalia; Primates; Indriidae. Bases 123 to 1682 code for a protein of 519 amino acids.